CAAAGUCAAACAGCGCACCAACUGUCAAAGUUCAUAUAUUUGUUUUUGACUUUAGAAACUAUUGGUUCAAAAACUGCUCUCGAAGAAAUAAUUUUGAAUAUAAAUAUCGUUAUAGUUUACGAGAAUGGUAAAAAACCAUAUUCAUAUUUCUCACUAUUGUAUAUAAAUUUAUUAAAAAGGAUGGUCAUAGUCUUUAAUUUAGUCAAUGAAUCCUAGAAAACACAGGCAACAAUGUCAGGAAAUGCCCCUCCUGUAGCACAACCAAACCCAGAAAAUCAUGUUGGAGCUUUAAUUAAUACUAAUAGAAUAAGAAAUAACAACAAUCAAAAUCCUUUAUUUAAUGUAAGAGACCGACUAUUUCAUACCCUCUUUUAUAGAGCUGCUCUAGCAUAUGCAAGGACCUUUCCUAGACCCUUACGACGGUUUUUAGAAUUUCUCACCUUAGUGAAGGCAAUAGCAGCAUUCUUUGUGUUAGUGUACAUACACAUUACGUUUUCUAGAACACCUUCGACAUGUUUGAUGCAUGUUAAAGACAACUGGCCACGGGACGGGAUUCUUAGGGUAGAAAUAGUGCGAAAUGUAGGUAAAGAUUACAAUAUUGAACAGAGCUACGCGAAAGAAGAAAAGCUUAAACAACAGGGUAAAGUUGAAGAUUUGGGCAAUGUGAUAGGUCUUUUGGCAAGAGACGGUUUUAUUAAUAUUGAACCAACAGCUGUUGAGGAUAAUCACAAGGAGACAGAACCAUUGGAAAGCAGUGUAGAAGUAGGUAAUAUCAACUACAAAAAAGUAGACGAAGAUGCGGGUGACAAGAUAGUAGAUAAUUCUCUUUUAAACGUGUCAAAAAUAUCACCAACACGAUGGGAUGACUACCAGCUUUUAACAGACAGGCCUCGUGUGACUACUGAAAAAUACGAAUUUGGAGACAUCUUACCGGUAGAUGAAAACAUAACGUCAAAAGUAGACAUCAGUAGCAACGUCGUCGAGGAUGACAAAUCAGGAGGUUAUCAAGAACAUGAAUACAUCGUAGAGUUUUCUUUAGAAUACGGAUUUUUGAGGCUUAGUCCAGCUACGCGAGCAAGGUUAAAAAUACCCGUAGAAAUUGUCACUUUAGACCCUGCCAAAGACCAAUGUUUCGGAGACGCUUUUAGUAGACUUCUGUUGGAUGAGUUCCUCGGAUAUGACGAUUUGUUGCUGGCUUCCAUAAAAACUUUAGCGGAAAAUGAGGACAACAAAGGUUAUUUAAGAAAUGUUGUCUCUGGAGAGCACUAUCGAUUUGUUAGUAUGUGGAUGGCUCGGACUUCGUAUUUUGCUGCUUUCUUCAUCAUGAUUGUAUUCACAGUCUCAGUAUCCAUGUUGCUGCGAUAUUCACAUCACCAGAUCUUCGUGUUUAUUGUCGAUCUUCUACAAAUGUUGGAGUUUAACGUUACAGUGACUUUUCCAGCCGCUCCUUUGUUAACGGUUAUCUUGGCUCUUGUCGGUAUGGAGGCUAUUAUGUCGGAGUUCUUUAAUGACACCACAACAGCUUUCUACAUCAUACUUAUCGUCUGGAUGGCAGAUCAGUAUGAUGCGAUAUGUUGUCACACAUCUAUCACCAAACGACAUUGGCUAAGAUUCUUCUACCUCUACCAUUUCUCGUUUUACGCCUAUCACUAUAGGUUUAACGGGCAAUACAGUAGUUUGGCCCUCGUCACUUCUUGGCUGUUUAUUCAGCAUUCAAUGGUGUACUUUUUCCAUCACUAUGAACUACCGGUAAUUCUGCAACAAGCCCAUUUCCAGCAAUUUUUGAUGCGGAAUUCACCGCCACAGCUACGAACUCUGACAGUAGCUACGCCACAAAUGCCCCUAAGAAUAACCGAUUUUAUUCCAGCAAUACGGUCCAGUGCGACAACUCAAACAUCAACUACAACCCUCCCAACGGCUUCAUCGACGGCAACGAAUACAGUUCCCACUACCACUAUUUCCGUGGGUACUAUCGCACAGCCUUUGAGUUCGACUCAGUCUAGUCAAACCAUUUCCACCGCUGUUGAAACGACUGAAUCUCAGACCUUAGAGGGUAUCACUACACAACCGGCGAGUAUUCAAACGCAAGAUUAUGAAAGUAUACCGCCUAACGGUGGUUCUGAUAGUCCUUAGUGAUAAAAUCUAUAAAAAAUUAUAAGUCAAAGAAAAAUCCCUCAGAACGACAUCGACUGAGUCAUAGUUGUCAAAAAGGAGAAUGUAAACUAUAUUAUUGGUUUAAAUAUUAAUUUAAAUUUGCAAGUUCCUACAUAGUACGUGUAUACGCGUAUUCAGAUAUAAUAUUAUUUAAUAAUUUUAAUUUGAUAUCAACUACACUAAUCACAAAAAGUACCGCGUUAUUUUUGAAACAGAAAAAAGUUCUGCUAAAAAUUAAAAAUUGUUUUUAAACUUUUUUCGGUUUCAAAAAUUAUGCGAUACUUUUUGUGAUUCAUGUAUUUUUGUUUGUUUUUCUUAAUCUGCUACUUCUUAACUUUUUUCAGAACUUACUUAUUUGUAUUUUCUUAGACUUUUAAAGUGCCAUUAUUGACUAAUUAUAAUUUGCACUAUCACCUAAUAGCUAUUAAAUAUGUGUAAAUAGAUGAUCGUCGUUAUUUUUUCGCUUUAUAAGUAACCUCAUCAUUAUAUUUACGUUUAGUGUUUUUUCCAGAAGAUUGCCGAAUUAGUAGUACGGAUUUUCUUGGCCUUCUUUAUUUUAGCAAGUAUACUUCCUCAUUUAAAAAUAUCAUUUAAAUAAUCCAAAAAGAUUCCAAAAUUUUUAUGAGGCGAGCGACGAAUUCCUGAAAAUAUGACCAUGACCCCUAGGUCAUGGUUGGUAACCGGGAAAAUUUGAUACCAAAUAUAUCUGUAUACCUCAGAAAUGUGUAUUACGAUAUAUAAAAAGAAAGAAACAAAAAGAUUAUAAGUAAAUUCUAUAUAAAGCAAGUGAAAUAAAACAGAGAAUAUCAUAUAAUAUAUACAGUGGAAAAUCGAUAAGUCGGCCCCCGAUAACCCGGAAGUCCGGCUAACCCGGACCGAUUUUCAUCAGACAAACGUUUCAACAAUAAAAAUGUAUGUAAUAUAAUAUUUGAAAGAUAAUGUGUAUUUGUGUAAUUUGAACUAUACGAUAGUAAAAAUGACUCAUGGCACACGGCGGCAGAGCGACGUUCAAUAUCUCGGAUUAUCGGAAACAACAGGCACCUGUAUUCCUUUAUUUAUUUCAAACUGUCUUAGCAUUGUUCAAAAAAGACUAAAAGACUAUUUAAAAAAUUAUUUUUUAAACAAUGGUCUUAGUCUCCACUGUUCUUAAAUAACUUAUCAUUGUUUCGAUUGUUACCGUAUUGUGUGUAGUACAGUCCUAUUUUUCGCUUCCGUUCUGUAAUCGUGCUUCUGAUAGUUUUGUGUUUGCGUGUUUUUUGUCUAUGCAUGAGUGUUUUUACCAAGAAAUGAAUAAUACUCUCUACAACUUUACGUAAUUUAGAUGUGUACUCUCGAUAUAUAUUUCAUGUUAUUUCAAUUAUAACGGUGUUUAUCUGUAGGUAUACCGUAUUUUAUUAAUUUUUGCCAGAUUCUACGGCUAACCCGGAUUUUCCAUAACCCGGAUCGGCCGCGGUCCCGAUUAAUCCGAGUUAUCGAGGUUCCACUGUACAUUUAAAUCUAAAUCAUUUAAGCCGACAAAAUAAUAUGCGACGUGACCAAAGAUACAAAAUCAAAUAUUUGUUUAUAGUCGAGCAUAACUUUACAAAAGGUCAACAAGCAUUGGUUUAUCUGUUAUGUUGUCUAGAAGCGACCAUAAUACAAAACAGUGAAAAGUUUAAAAAGAAAAUAGCUUAGAAAGGAAACAAUAUAUUGACCAUUGCAGGUCGUGAAUUAAUUAACCAUCAGGUAUACAAGAACUGAGAGGAUUAAUAUACAGUUACGAUCAUUGAAUAGUUUACAGGCUUACGUAUCUAGGAGCCGAUUUUUUUAAAUUACACCUCGUUUAAACAUACUUUUACGUCAAAGUGACGUUACCAGUGGUGUACCUAGAAUAGGUUGAUUAAAAUUAAAAAAUCAAAAUAAUAUAAAUAUAUUUUACAAAAUUUAACAAAAAUUCCAAGGGUAAUUAGUUGCCGAGUCACUAAGCUAAAUAAAAAAAAAAGAACAAAAUUGGAAGUAUACAAAGAAGUUUUUUUGGAGGAGUUUGAUAUAGUUUUAUUUUAUACCUUAAAAUGAAUUAGUGACAAAGAAAUUUAAGAAUUCGAGUAAUAUGGUUGAGUAACAUAAGAAAUGAUGACAAAUUAAUAUUAUACACGUUAAAAUGGUAAACAAUAUCCACAGAUACAAUAAUACAAUUAAUUGGUGGUAAAAUAGAUCAAAUUUGGUAAUAAAGGCAUUCAAAAUGCAAUCAGACACAAAAGAUAUAAAUUAUAUUGGACUUACUAUAAAUAUUAAUAAAGGCAAUUCAAAUGUAAAAUUGGUAAUAAAAUACACAAUUUAAUAAUGAAAUUAGUAUCCACAUACAAAUAAUUGACACAAUAAUUUAUUAAUCAACACAAAUUAAAGAGAAUUAUUAAUACAAUAUACAAAUAUACGAUAAAAUGAAUGUUUAAACAAACCUAAAAUGUUCUCACUGGUUAAAAGGUUCAACACGCGAUACAAGACUAAAUAUUUCAUCACAAAUGAUAUAUGAAUCCUUAACAAAAAUAUUAUAGAAGUGAACUUACUUGAUAUAUGUAUAACAGCAACAAUGUAAUUUGGCAACAAAUAAUGUGUUUAAUGCAAACUUUGACUCUAUGUGGGAUGAGGGUAGUUGGUGCUACCGCGUAGCGAAGACACUACUGUCUUUUUCAGCAGACCAGGAAUCAGUAAAGAGUUGAGAAAUUGUGGGUAGAAGUCAUCCUCGUAUGACUUCAUACCGGAAACAGAAGUGGGGGCUGGUGUUAUCUCCAAUGUUGCUUUUCUUUAGCAAUUGUCAUGGGUUCUUCCAAUUUGAUUCUACUUCUGACGUCUAGUCGGUGCUAGAUAGGGUGAUAAGUACGCCGUAGAAAUUAUUUCCAUUUAAUAUUUAAUCAAUAUUUAUAUAAAGUUGCGAGCAACUGAAUGUGAGUUUGUGGCUCGCCUAUAUUGUGAGCAGUUUAAUUCGUGCCUGUUAAAUCUUCUAAAAAAAGCGAUUAUAUUAACAAAUCAUGAAAUCUCAACUGAAUGAUUUGUAGACUUCUGUUAUACGACGAUUCUCUUGUGCCAUAGAUUAUCGAACAAAGUGUUCUAUUUCAGUAGUAGUUAAAGGCUUACUAACUUUCUAUACAGUAAGCGCCCACGCUAGUAGACACACGGGUACCUAAUUGCUAGGCUUGGACUAAUCUGGCCCGUUCUCAUCUGUUACUUUUAUGUCUGUCAUGCCAUGUGACUGUCAAAAUAAUUGUUUUUCCAUACAAAAAUACAUUAAUUAAGAGUGUUGUUACUCUGCUUUAAAAAAACUUUGUUCAAACACCAACAAUAUUACAAUACUUUAUAAUUUUUAAAAUUUAACACAAUGAUAAUUAUAAACUUUAAAUACAAUUGUUCUAUAAACUGUCAACUUUCUAGUUCAUUUUGGUUUCUCUACAUUUUCUGACAUUCUAGACGUCACUAGACAUACAAGUAAACAGUUCAUCAAGUGAAGGGUCCAGGACUCAAUGUACCAGGCUCAAUGUACCCGUGUCUCGAGUAGCGUAGCGGUUACUGUAUGUAUAUUAGAUAUUACCUGUUUACAAAAUUUGUUUUUUUUUUUUAACAUAAAGCGUUAAAACUUUAUACCGACUAUUUGAACUUUUAUUUUUUAACAUUAGCGCCAGUUUUGUCAGAUUUUUCCUCUUAUGCAGGUCUAAUUGACAUGUGAUUUUAUGUGGUUACCGAAAAUCUUAUUUUAGCUUCUUGUUAUAUAACUAUGUAUAUAUUUACCCAAAUUAUAAUGUAGGAUAAAUGCGUUUCUCUAUUUAGUCCUAUUUCUCGUUACACUAUUUUUUUAACCAACUAUGUUUGAAAAAUUUACAAUUCAAACAACUACGCUUGCAGUACAUAGUGUACUGAUGAAUGUAAUUGAACUGAUGUUCCAAAUGAUUAAACUUAAGUAAUUGAAAGGGAGGAAAAAACACAAUGAUUUUUUAAACUAACCUGCGAUUACCAUAUUAUCAUCACAAAAAUUAAAACUGGUACAAAACAUUCCAAAUUCAGUACGAACAAUAUUAAAACUUUUUUAAACCAAGCAAUAUAGUGAUACUUUUUAAAUCAAGCAAAAUAAUGAUAUACUUUGUAAAUACUGAUAUACCUGAUAUAUAAAUACUGAUCGGCAGGGAAAGAUCUCCUUCUAUCUUUAUAAAUAAGAUAGAGAGAAAGCACGGCCGCGGCUCAGAAAAACAUCCUGAUUAGAAGAAAUACUGAUAUUUAUAUUUCAUACUUUUUAGUCGCAUCUUGUUUAUAAUUUAGGUCUGAUUUCUCCUAUCUUUCUGUCACUCGUUCUUUAUCCGUUUAUCUAAUCGUUCCUUUAAAUACUAGGUAUAUAAGAACUGUGUAGAUGCAAAAUUCACAUUCUCCAAAUUUUCAUAUUUUCAGUUAUGUAUAUCAAUGAAUUCACCUUUUCAAGGCGAAUCGAACCGUGAUAACAUUUUGAACCAAAACUCACAUUUUAAUAUCGAAAAACCAUACUGAAAAUGAAGUUCUGAUACAUAAGUCACAUUAUCCACACAUGAUUUACAGCAAAAUUAAUAUUCUCCAAUUUCUACCAAUCAGAGUGCGUAGAGCGCAUCACGUUAUUGUCACCACUCUGGUGAUGUUUUGUCAACGCUUUUUUGAACCUCACGUCACUUGUUGCAUUUACAUGUGCUUGUUAAGGUUGAUUAACGCUUUUAUGAUUGUGAUUUAAAUAAUACGACUUUUAUUACUAAUUAAUAAACUAAAUUAUUGGUGCAUAAUGGAUGAACUAGUAGAGACCUCGACUAGUCAAACAAGGAAAAAGAAAAUAAUCCCGAGAAGUGGAAACGAAACAAAUCUGAAUUAGCAAGGUUAGUUGUUAGUAGUCUACAGUCUAAAGCAAAGUUCAAAUAUUUUGCAUCAUAACUAACAUUAUCCAUGAGUCAUUAUCCACAUUGUCUGAAUUUUAAAUUAAAUUUACAAAACAAUCUUCAUUAAAUACACCCAUAAAGUUUAGGCAAACAGUUUCUAUUACAGCAAAGUUGUUACACAACAAAAAUUGAAGGAUUAUACCAUGGCCUUCAAUAGUAAACAGUUUUUGUCAUUUUUCCGAAAGUUGAGAAACGUGGAGAAUGUGAAUUUUGCAUCUACCAUCUUUAAGACAAAAUUUGCAUCAUUAUCACUGGCUCGACAAACCUGUUUGGGUCUUUAUUCUUCUUCAUUUUGAUCUGGUUCGUUCUUUUUUCCCUAAUUAUUUAUAUCAUUUUCUAUUUGUUCGAUGUAUCACAGCUUUAGUUUUCUUGUUGUUUUUUCCUACUGGCACUAUCUCGUCUAAUUUAACGCAGUCAGCCUGUUUUAAUGAAUGUUACGACAUCCGGAUCGUCGUAAUGUUCAAAGUCUUCUUCGUACAAAUUCAAUUUUCUUUUGUGGUGUGUAUCAUAUGUUUUUUCUCUCAAAUCUAGUUAAUAAUCUUUCCUCAUUUUUGGAGAUUGUCUAAGAUUCUAAACCAUAGGUGGGUACC
Diabrotica virgifera virgifera (western corn rootworm) is the source of this 7666-nucleotide messenger RNA. Its product is annotated as membralin. Lineage: Eukaryota; Metazoa; Arthropoda; Insecta; Coleoptera; Chrysomelidae. Gene Ontology annotation, biological process: positive regulation of ERAD pathway; response to endoplasmic reticulum stress. Bases 232 to 2133 code for a protein of 633 amino acids. The transcript has 11 exons. The record is from RefSeq and is a predicted model, not a curated record. Gene Ontology annotation, cellular component: endoplasmic reticulum.